GUGUGGUUACUGCACUUAACACCGGUUAGAGUAUUAUUGACAUGCUCUAUUGAAGUUUUUCACGCGAUCUCUCCGCGUGAGAGCAGUCGCUUCGAGUCCGCGCUGCUGGAUCAGCGUCUACGCGCUCCAGUGGGACAUAACUUUCAACUUACUGUAUACAACAUAUAUUCUGCUAAAAAUUACAACGCAUUUACGUAUUUAACAUCCAUCAGGGCUCGCCACAGCGAUAUAUAACAGUGUGAAAGUUCCUCAUAGUGCACCGUCAACUUUGUUAUGCGAUGGUCAUAUAAUAUGCAAAUUAAAUGUUUCAUAACGUUUGAGGUGAAAAUGUGCUGAUUACUGAAGUCAAUAGACCGUGUUCGCAUUAAUAGCUGACCAUCGGCAGUUUUAGAAAACAUAGUUAACGAGGGAGAGCCGGUCCGGAAUAGUAAAAAGGGCGGUGGUGAUAGCUCGUAGUAUCUGUGUAUAUCGGUUAAUUGAAGUGAGGAAUUGAGUGGAGCCGGAUGCGGACGGCAAGUGUGCCGCUGCCCGAGCCCCGGCGGCGAUUUCACCCGCGUCACGCACGUCCGCGCUCGCAUGCUCUCCCUCCUCACUGAUCGAUCCAGUUACAGAAUCACUACAUUUGCAUAUGAUCAUUGCGCGAGUGAAAGUGAGCGUGAUGCUGAGCUCAGCUGGGCCGUGACGUGACGUGACGUCAUGGGCCAUGUGGAAGAUAUGCGGCGUCAGUAAAGCCGAGCCCGUGCUGUUCGCUGAUAACAUUGAUGAUGAUUAUCAGCCGACAUGGCGGCUGUGGGGCGAGGAGCGCGUCGACGGCGCCAUCUACACGGUCUACCUCAAGAAAGUGCGCUACCACCGGCCCACGCGUAGUGCAUCCAGUGAGUCGGAUGACGAGAUCUCUCACCUGGAGUGGGAGACGGUCCGGGUGCGCUUCGUGAAGGCAGGCACAGUAGAGCGCCUAGUCGAGGCCCUGGCCACGGACGAUGGCGAACUCGAGUCUACAUACGUCAACGUGUUCCUCGCUACCUACCGUUCGUUUGCGGAGUGCAAUCGAGUAUUGGACCUGCUCCUGCGACGGUACGAAGCCCUGGCGGCGGAGGACGUGCUGCCCUCGGCGACAGAUACCUCCCAACAACACCGAAAAACCCUUGUGGCGUGCCUGCACGUGUGGCUGGACACGUACCCGGAGGACUUCCGGCAACCGCCGCACCACCCCGCUCUGCAGCAGCUGCUCGCCUUCACGCAGCUCCAUCUGCCGGGCUCCGAGCUGCACUCGAAGGUAUUACAGAAGCUAGCGAUAUUCAAAGCGGAGCGGAAUGGCAUUUCGAGCGGCGCUCACAGCGCCAGCCCGGGCGCGGGAGCGGGCGGGGGCGGCGUGUGCCUGGCGCCCGGCAUGCGGCACCUGUCGCACCACACGGCGCUGUACCGGCUGCCGCACGUGCCGCACCGGCACUUCGCGGAGCAGCUCACGCGCAUGGACAUGACGCUGUUCCGGAAGCUCGUGCCGCACCAGUGCCUCGGCGCCGUGUGGUCGCGCCGCGACAAGGACCGCGGCCACGACGCCGGCUCCGUGCUCGCCACCGUCAACCAGUUCAACGCCGUCUCCUUCCGCGUCAUCUCCACCGUGCUCGUGGAGCCCGAGCUGCGCGCGCAGGACCGCGCCGACGUGCUCGCCGCCUGGCUCGACAUCGCGCGCGAGCUGCGCGUCCUCAAGAACUUCUCCUCGCUGAAGGCCAUCAUCUCCGGCCUGCAGAGCAACUCCGUCUACCGGCUGAGGAAGACGUGGGCGCUCCUCCCGAAGGAGAAGGCGGAGCUGUUCGACGAGCUGGCGCGCAUAUUCAGCGAGGACAACAACCGGUGGGCGCAGCGGGAGCUGCUGAUGCGGGAGGGCACCGCCAAGUUCGCCGACACGGUGGGCGAGAACGACCGCCAGCUGCAGAAGCUGCUGCACGAGCGCGGCUCGCCCGGCGUCAGCCACGGCACGAUACCCUACCUCGGCACCUUCCUGACCGACCUCACGAUGAUCGACACCGCCAUCCCGGACACGGUCGCCGACGGCCUGAUAAACUUCGACAAGCGACGGAAAGAGUUCGAGGUGCUCGCCCAGAUAAAGCUGUUGCAGGGCGCCGCGAACGCGUACCACCUCGCCUCCGAUCCGAUGUUCGACCGGUGGUUCGACUCGGUGCUCGUGCUCGACGACCGCGAGGCGCACCAGCUGUCGUGCCAGAUCGAGCCCCCGACGAACCCGCCGAAGGAGCGGAGGCCGAAAAAGACGAACGACAACAACGGCCACGGGCACCGGAAGAACGACUCUAUAGCGAGCACGAGCUCGAGCAACAGCUCGCAGUUCUACUGCGAGACGGACGGCGUCGCGAGCGCGUGGAAGCGGGACAGCCUCGAGCGGCGCGCGUCGCCCACGCGCCUGUCGCACGGCUCGUCGUCGUCGUCGCUGCCGUCGCUGGACGCGUCGCUGUCGAGCGCGGCCAGCGCGCACAAGCCCAACGGCAAGCCCGGCGCCAGUCCCGCGCAUGCGCACGCGCGCGCCGGCCCCGACUUCUACAUCAUCCGCGUCACCUACGAGUCGGACUGCGCCGAGACCGAGGGCGUGGUGCUGUACAAGUCCAUCAUGCUGUCCAACAACGAGCGCACGCCGCAGGUGGUGCGCAACGCCAUGCUCAAGCUCAACCUCGACGGCGACCCCGACCAGUACACGCUCGCUCAAGUCUUACCUGAUAGAGAAAUGUUGCUCCCGGCGAACGCGAACGUUUACUACGCAGUGAACACGGCGUACAACCUGAACUUCAUCCUGCGCCCGCGCAAGCCGCCGCCCGAGCCCGUGGCCAACGGCAAGCCGCGCAAGCGCACCUGACUGCACGCCCACUAGGACUGAACUGCGUCCCGAGUACGGCGACGUUUCUAAUUUGCGCAGCAAACCACUCUAUUGCGUAUGGGGUCUAAGCCGUUCGAAUCUGUGAUUCUUGGUGAGGCCCGGAGAUAACCAAGAUUUAUAGGUGCCCUGGCGGUACGAAACAAAACUCAGUAUUCUUAUCGAACGGAGUGUGAGAACUCGAAUUUGUGUUCAUAGUGUAUUCUAUUUAUGCAUUUCUUGGUGUCUAUAAGUGUAGUUGUACAUAAAAACCCUAUGCCACCUCUAGCUGUAAUUUUUGUGAAUAACUUAUAUAUGUAAAUUUGUAUCGUUAUUUGUAUAUAGUGGAAUAAUGUGUAAAUAAGAAUCUCAACUAGAAUGUUAGUGUCGUAAUACUGAGCCAAAGGCGAUCUGUUAUGUCUAAUACGAGGUGCUGAUAUAACCUUAUAAAGCAUUUCUAAAGCUUUAACAUUUGAAAACGUUCGUAAACCGAAUUUUCCAAAAAUAAACAUUAAUAUGUAUUUAUAUAGUGGUAUGGGUAAAGUAGACAAAUAACUGAAAGUAAACUAUGCGAUAGAUUAUAACCACUAGUUUAAGUAUCUACGUGGCAGUAAUCAAUUAUAUGUAAUAUAUCGUCACUACUUUUAAAAAAACUUGUAUCUUCGUCUGUCAAUGAAAAGAAAAUUGUAGUAAGUAUGUAUGGAAUGCAUAUAGACUUUCUGCGUUUUAACUUUGAGAAGCAGCGUGAGAUACGAGAUUUUUUAAAAGUAGUGACGAUAUGUUUAAUUAUUUAUACUCAUAUAAUGUACCUAACUUGUGGUAGACACGUUAGAACCAAAUAUUAACUGCCGCAAAACUCGCAAAAGCCUGAACUUAUUACUGUAUUUACUUAAAUACUUUUUCACACUUGAGAAUUUUUUUUUAAACUUUUUGUUUCGUUUUAUUUUUAUUAAAACAAUCUUUAGAGUAUUAAGUCGACUGACAAUUUAAAAUGUCUCCUACUCACUCGUUAAACAGUUUGUACAUGACAAUUUUACUCAUUUGUUGAUAAGUAGGAAUCUAUGUAUUAAGAAACACAAUGUGCCUAAAUUAUUUUUUUAUUUAUAUUUCGAUUGGAUGUUUGGAGAAAUAAUAAUUAUUUUUUAUUCGUUUGAAAAUACGAGAAAACAGGUAAAGAUAAUAGUGAAACUUUAUGUCCAUAAUAGGUAGCAGUUUAUUGGAAGUAUAUUGCACAAUUUCACGUGCAUAGUCCACUUUUAUACUGUUCUUAUAUUACUAUUUGUCACUCUCUUUAUAUUUUUAUUUAAUCUUGCAUCUUAUACAAUAGUUGUCGAUGUUACUUACCGAGAUUUCAGCAGCAUAAUUAUUGGUCAAUACAAGUUGCCCGACUAUCAAAUCUAUUUAAUUAGUUAAAUACAGAAUAUGUUUUAAAAUAAUGAAUUGCAUGUUACCUGAACCAUAAUAGUUAGUGCUCACUCGAUUUUGAAAUAUGAGCUGCCCUUUUGGAUGUAUUUAAAAUGGCCUCCGUAUAUAAAAACACUCGACUUUGGUGUUUGUGUAUCGUCGUCCACCACUAAGGUAACUAUUUCCAGAGGAUAGUUUACAUCAUUCAGUUACCUACUACAUAAUAAAAUAAACACAGCAAUAAACUCCCCACACGAGCAUAAAAAGGCAAAUUAUAAGAUGGGUGUAUAAUAGCUACUUAUUUAUAAACAUUUUUUUUGUAAAUAUUGUAACCUGUCAAUGUAUAAUUUUGUAGUUUUCCACCAGUGUCUGAACUUGUUUACGUUUGUGUAAUAAAAAUGAGAUAAUAUCUA
Leguminivora glycinivorella is the source of this 4680-nucleotide messenger RNA. RefSeq names its product ral guanine nucleotide dissociation stimulator (gene Rgl). The record is from RefSeq and is a predicted model, not a curated record. Gene Ontology annotation, cellular component: plasma membrane. Gene Ontology annotation, molecular function: guanyl-nucleotide exchange factor activity. Gene Ontology annotation, biological process: positive regulation of GTPase activity; Ras protein signal transduction. Bases 704 to 2866 code for a protein of 720 amino acids. NCBI's taxonomy places the organism in Eukaryota, Metazoa, Arthropoda, Insecta, Lepidoptera, Tortricidae. The transcript has 7 exons.